This is a messenger RNA of Acaulospora morrowiae, 367 nucleotides long. The record is from the annotation of a GenBank genome assembly. NCBI's taxonomy places the organism in Eukaryota, Fungi, Glomeromycota, Glomeromycetes, Diversisporales, Acaulosporaceae.
AUGAUUGGCUGGGUGCCACUUGACUUCCGUGAAAACAAAAACUGGAAAUGCGUUAAAGAAUCGCAUUGUAAAACUUCGAAUCAUUCAUAUUUGUCAAGAAACAAGAUGCAGUAUGAUUCUCCUUUGGAUCCGGACGCGACUCAAGAUUACUUCACGCAAAAUCCUUCUUACACGUCGAUUUCUUACAAUCAAAACACACCAAUGGAAACGUCCAAUUAUAACUCCUAUACUCCGGGCAUUUCAACCGAAGCGCGAAACUUUCACACUUUUGUUCCUACCACACCGAUGGAAAUGAGUAAUUUCAAUCCUUUUUCGCACACCACGCCCUUCGAUUCGAAUGAGCUGCUCAGGGCCUUACAGAAAAAAG